AUGAGACCAGGAGCAGGUUUCAAUGCGACGGCGGCAGCAACGAACGCUGCGGUAGCUCCUCUGGCCGCCGGCGCCGCGCACUCCGCGUGGCACUCGCCGGUGCCGUACCUCUUCGGUGGCCUGGCCCCGAUGCUCGGACUCAUCGCCUUCGCCCUUCUCAUCCUCGCCUGCUCGUACUGGAAGCUGUCCGGGUACCUGGAGGGCAGCGCCGGCCGCGGUGACGAGGAAGGUUCCGCCACCGACGGCGCCAAGCCGGUGGCGUCGGACCUGCCACCAGCAGCGUGGGAGGAGAAAGUACUGGUGGUCAUGGCCGGCGACGUGAAGCCGACGUACCUGGCCACGCCCAUGUCAAGCAGAGACCGUAGCAGCAAGGGAGAAGAGGAAGAGAAGAAGGUGUCCAUGGCCGCCAUGGCUAGCACCAAGGAUGCUGGUAAUAGUGAGCACAGUCAGAAUCGGAGAGAACGAGAUGACCACCACCUCCCCUAG
Triticum turgidum subsp. durum (durum wheat) is the source of this 486-nucleotide messenger RNA. NCBI's taxonomy places the organism in Eukaryota, Viridiplantae, Streptophyta, Magnoliopsida, Poales, Poaceae. The record is from the annotation of a GenBank genome assembly.